This is a messenger RNA of Cyclocybe aegerita, 2274 nucleotides long. The record is from the annotation of a GenBank genome assembly. NCBI's taxonomy places the organism in Eukaryota, Fungi, Basidiomycota, Agaricomycetes, Agaricales, Hemipholiotaceae.
AUGCCUCGCAUAAGAAAAAAGACCAGCAAUCGGGUGAAGGUCAAUGAUAGGGCGAAGCUAAAAAAGAAGGUCCGCGAUGGGAAGAAGAAGAAAGCCAAGCUGGCGAAAAAGAAUGUUCAGUGGAAGAGCAAGAAGUCAAAAGAUCCUGGCAUUCCCAAUGAAUUCCCGUAUAAGGACCAGAUCUUGGCCGAGGUAGCUAAGCAGCGGAGACUGGCAGCAGACGAGAAACAGAAGAAGAAGGAAGAGAAGCAAAAGGCUGUAUCUCGAGCAAGGGCGAUUGCCCGUGGAGAGGUCGUCGAAGAUGAAGAAGAUGGAUUGGAAGAGGACGACGACAAAGACCAAGACAGCGCUGGUUCUGGCGAUGAAGACAACGAAUCUGGCGAGCCAAAGGGAAAGAAGGAUUUGAACGUCGGCGCCGAGAGUAUUGCUAGUCUCAGCGCAAAAAUCAUGAAGACUGGGUUGAAACCUAGACCGAAGCCAGUGGUCGAAGAAGCGGAAGAGAGCGAUGAGGAGGAGGAAGUGCCCAUGCUGGUGAAUUGUGAUCUUCCCAACUUGAAGGCGGUCUUGGAGAAGACGGAUGUCGUCCUCGAGGUUCUGGACUCACGCGACCCGCUUGCGUACCGGAGUAAACAUGUGGAAGAACUGGCGCAAGAGAAUGGCAAAAAAUUGUUGUUCGUGGUCAAUAAGAUUGACUUAUGUCCAAGAGAGGCGUUGUCUGCCUGGACAGGCCACUUGAGGGCAGAUCAACCGACGCUGCUCCUCCGUUCGGCAUCUUCAUUCCUUCCUGAACCGCCAACGCCGUCUCAGCAUGCACCAAAAAAGGGCAAAGGAAAGGCCAAGGUGCCCGUAGAUGAUGCCGUUGGCAGUGAUUCUAUAUUGUCCUGCCUUGCCCAUUGGGCCAAAGAGAAGAACGGAGACGUUCCCCUCAAUGUGGCUAUUGUCGGUGUCGCCAAUGUUGGGAAAAGUUCUCUCAUCAAUUCUCUCCUCAAAAGGGCAGCACUGCCUGUCUACGCCCCCUCUUCCUCAUCUAGAGGCCCUACGACCACCGAACUACCCCAAGAGGUCUCUUUGGAGUUCGAAGACCAAAAAAUAACCCUCAUUGAUACACCUGGCCUCUCGUUCAUUUCCGAAGUUGUCGGCGACGCUGCAUUACUGCAGCAAAGCCGUGCUCGCGACAUUUUGCUCAGAAGUAAAGGUAGAAUAGACCGCUUAAAGGACCCCGGCCCUCCAAUCGAGCAUAUCGUGUCUAGGGCUAAUACUGAGGAUCUUAUGCUUUUGUAUAGCCUUCCUGCGUUUGCAAAGGGCGAUUCCACUGCGUUCUUGUCAGGCGUCGCACGAGCGAACCAGCUCGUGAAAAAGAGAGGGGCUCUCGAUUUGGCCGGCGCAGCCCGCGUUGUUCUCCGAGACUGGAGUGUGGGCAAGCUCGCGCGCUUCUCUACACCGCCAGCGCCCACUAGCACAGGUACCGACUCAUCGUCUGCCGCCGAGGCUACGUCCUCAGAGGGAUCGUCCUCGAAAUCACAAACCCAAUCAGCCGCGGAUUCUACAAUAAGGACCCACUUUGCACAGCUCUAUGCCAAGGACGACACCAUUUUGGCAGCGCUUCCUACAAGGAAAGAGCUCCGGAAAAAAGGCGGCCUCGUCAGGUUUUCGCCGGGCGCCGUCGACGCGCGGCGGGCGGCUGUGGAGGAGGAUUGGGCUGGCCUGGAGGAUAGUGAGGAGGAGCAGAGUGAUGCCGAUGAACAUGCGCUUGAUGAUCUUCGGGGUAUGGAUGUCGAUGAGGAGGAGGAAGACAAUGAUGAGGAGGAAGGGGAUAAGGAAGGGGAAGGCGACGAGCAGAAUGAGGACAGCGAACCAGAGGAGGAUGCGGUCAUCCAGGCUCCGUUAUCCAGCAAGCAAAAGCGGAAGCGCGGCCUAGAGAAGCCUGCACCCGAACGGCCCACCAAAAAAGUUACUUUCGAACGGCCCUCGAAGCGAAGCAAGCCUGCGCAGCAGAGGCCCCUCGAACCUAUACAAGGUUCGAUUUUAUCGAAGCCUAACAAGCCUACGGCCUCCUCCCCCUCUGCACCCACAAAGGCUGUACACAAGGCCAAGUCCCCGUCGAAAGCCGCUUCGUCCGCAGCAGCUACUGCGAAGAAGGCACUCUCGGAGCCCAAGUUGAAGGUGGCGAAGGUGGCGAAUGUGAAACCGAAAACGAAAACCUCUGCUGCUGCUGCUGCUGCCUCCAAAGAUGCGGACGAGCAGGAGGAUUACGACUUCGGAAAGUUCUUCUGA